Pelobates cultripes (western spadefoot toad) is the source of this 3491-nucleotide messenger RNA. Lineage: Eukaryota; Metazoa; Chordata; Amphibia; Anura; Pelobatidae. The record is from the annotation of a GenBank genome assembly.
GGAUGAUGCGAUGGGGUGACUGUUUCUGUUGGAUAUUUGCUUAUUUUUUUUCUAGUUCUUACCUUAUUUUAUUGUUUCAGUUUCAGCAGCUCAGGAAGGAGCUGGAGAAACGGUUCCCGGGCAUGCUGAAAAUUGUAAGUACUAGGGAUCUACUGAUUAUUUUUUAAAUGUUGUUUAAUUUUUUCACUUUAGAGCCGAUAAACAGUAAACUUUUAGGCCCAUAGCUGAUAAUUUACCGAUAUUCUGUAAAAUUAUCGUUUUGAAAAAAGAAACCAGUUAAACAAAUCUGUUUAAUGAACAUGUUUAUUACAUUUUUUUUCUUUUAAGUGGUAAAGGCACAAAAUAUACAUGCCAGCCAGGUGUUUUUGUUUUCAAGAAUAUUUAGUGUUCCUCUCCCUUCCCUACCCCUCCCAGUCCCUUAGUGUUCAUCUCUCCCCCUCAGUGUGUAGUGGUCCUCUCCCCUCCCUGGUGUGCCCCAUUAUCUCUUGUAGCAUGGCCGAGCGCAGCGGACCGUAGUACAGGAGCUUCAGUUUCCGAUAACCGGCCGGACUGGCAGGAAGUGUUUUCUCAGAGUUCUUCCUGUCAGUCCAGCCCGGUACAGGAAACUGAAGCUUCUGUACUGCGGUCUGCUCAACCACACUACACUGAGUGACUGGUAGGGGGAGUGCUGUGCGCUUCAUUCUUGCGCCCCCAGACACAAUUCGCCCUAAGACAGCCGCCUGAUGGACGCGCCUGCCCUGCAUGUGCUGUGCCACUGUGCCUCUCACAUUAUCUGUAAUAUCGUUAUCAAUAAUGGCCGAUAUUUGCCAAAAUAUCAGCCGAACCGAUUAUUGGUCUAUCCCUAGUAAGUUACUUCAGGCCUGUCUCAAGUAAAGUUACCUCUGAAGGCAUGGACUAAUUCAGUUACCCCUAAAACAGUCAGGCAUUUAAUUCAAUUGGCGAAGGGGAUUUGUCUAAUAGAGUGUCUGUCUUUAUUACGGCAACUGCAGCAACCUGGGACACUAUAGUCACCAGAACAACCACAGCUUAUUGUAUUCUGGUGAGUAAAAUCAUUCCCUACAGGCUUUUUGCUGCAGUCUUUUCAGAGAAAGUGCAGUGUUUACAUCACAGCCUAGUGAUAACAUCACUGGCCACUCAGCAGAUGGCUACUAGAGGUGUUUCCUUGAGCAGUGCUGCACAGUGUGACUGACAUGCAGUGUCUCCUCCCUCUGCAUGCAGACACUGAACUUUCCUCAUAGAGAUGCAUUGACUCAAUUCAUCUCUAUGGGGGAGAUGCUGGUUGGCCAGGGCUGUGUUUGGCUUGUGCUGGCUCUGCCCCUGAUCUGCCUCCUUCAGUCUCAGCCAAUCCUGUGGGAUAGCAUUGUGAUUGGCUCAGAGAAUCCCCUCUGUCAGCCAAGCAGGCAGAUCGGGAGCAGAGCCAGCAGCUGCAGACCUGAAUAGAAGUGUGUGUGUGUGUGUGUGUGGGGUUUUUUUUUUUUUUCUACAUUUAGGGGGCAAAGGGGAGCUAGAUGGUGGUUUUCACACUGUCAGGAAUACAUGUUUGAUUUCCUGACCCUAUAGUGUUCCUUUUUAAUGUUACUGUGUCUGGUGUUCUACCCUAGGAUGGUGAAGGUACCCCAACUUCCACAGGAUGGUUUGAAGUGACUGUGGAUGGGAAGCUGGUGCACUCCAAAAAGGUAAGAUGCAUGCUGGAUUUGUCUGGGGCUAGUUCUCCUUAGGAUAUUCCUACUGGCUGUUGGCUAAACUCUAGAGAAGGUCUUGACACUACACGUGCCAUGAUACUCGUACAGCCUUAAUGCAAAACUAAAUGUGUUUUCUGUUACUGUCUCCUUGGAAGCCAUGUUUAACUCUUGCUGAGAACAUGUAGGGACUUUAACCGUGUAAAAAUGGUUUCCAGAUUUUGUUUGCUUAGUACAAAGUGUGGGGCCUAACAUGCCCUGAGGAAAGACUGACCAGGUACCCCCAUUUAUGGUUAACUAGUAACUUAGAAUGAGUACUGUAUAUUGGAACCCUCAACACACAUCCUCUGUUUGAUUCAGAAGAAUGUGCAAACUUUAUAUUCUCCUUGCACUGCAUCAAUCUGAUGGUACCUGGAUCUUUAUACCUUGCAAGUUGUGUUAAGAUGACCAUGUAACUAAAUAGAGCCCAGAAAAGGCUGCUUUGUAUUAAGUGAUUGAAACCCCUCUAGGCUGAGAAUCUCCGGUUUUGGUAAAGGAUUCAUGCCAUUGGUACACACGCUGUAAAUGUGCUGCAUCACUUAUCUUUAGACUAAAACACUAGAAGCUCCUACCUGUACUCAUCCUGCCCUGAUAGAAACGGAUAGAAAAGCUCCAGGCUUCAGAUCUGGUGUUUUACGAUCUCUCUAGGCGAGCUAUGACAUCUUUUCUGUGUGUUCUAUUUCUUUUCUUACCAAUGGAGAUAAUGCUUGUUUACGAAUAUAAAAAUAGUGCUUCUGAUUGUAGGAUUUGCUUCUCCCAGGAAGUAGCUUGCAUUUAUCAGCCAAUCCUGGUGCUUUCAUGGUGAUUAAUGUGAAUAGUAAAUUUUAUAGCGCUUGUGGCGGCAAUGCUAUUUAAGAAUGUUAAAUAAUUCUCCAAUUCCUCCCUCAAUGCUCUGCAAUGCAUCAGUGCACCUUUUAGAUACCUGAUACAGUGAGGGCCAAUUUGGGAUUUUACAGGACUGUGCAAGAACAUUGACCCUUUGGGGGCCCAAAUUACAUGGUUCUUUCUCUUGUUUCUCUCCCUGCAGAAUGGCGAUGGCUUUGUGGACAAGGAGGCAAAGCUUCAGAAGAUCGUGCUUGCCAUUGAGGUGGCUUUGAGGAAGUAACGGGCAGAAUGUGGUCAUUCUGCAAUGUGUGAGCUAAGAAGGUGAGGAGCGCAGUAAGAAUCUGGUCUUAACACUACACAGAGCUGAUUCUGUCUGGCCAAAGCUCUGUUCUGCAAUAAAUGUGAGGGUCCAAGUACUGUAAUGCCUUGUUGUGGGUUGCUUUUACAGAGUUAAUGGACAGACAUCUAUAAACCUUUUUUAAACAGCUACCAAGUCUGAUUGCUUCUCAUUGGUCACUUUUUUUUUUUUCUCUUCCAGGUUGGACGUCCUUCUUGCUUCUUUCAUUUUUACCUCACGCCUUAUGAAGGGAAACGCUAAAAUGCCCACUGGGCGCGGCUGAGCCCCGAUAUCCUGCGUGCUGCGUUCAGAUGACAAAAGCGACAGACACCCAUCCUUUUCCUGCUCAGACAAAAUAAAAAUUUGUGUAAGAGUUUUGAUUUUCCUAAAACCAGUUGAAUGAGAUGGGUUUGUAGAGUGACCUGACGCCGUGAAGGUACAAUAGAACUGUCACCUGGACAUUUUGUCUUAUACUGUAAAACAUCAGAAUAAUCUGCAGGUCUGCAAUUUAACACAUUAAAGAAUGUGUAUUUUUUUACUUAAACGUUGGUUUACACUCUUAUUAUACUUCAUUUCCAAAAACCAGAAGGUUUGUGUUUCCCUCUCGCAGC